Messenger RNA from Uranotaenia lowii, 1118 nucleotides. It is a transcript of the gene Rack1, whose product is annotated as guanine nucleotide-binding protein subunit beta-like protein. Gene Ontology annotation, molecular function: ribosome binding; translation regulator activity; protein kinase C binding. Lineage: Eukaryota; Metazoa; Arthropoda; Insecta; Diptera; Culicidae. Gene Ontology annotation, cellular component: cytosol; nucleus. The transcript has 3 exons. Gene Ontology annotation, biological process: positive regulation of protein phosphorylation; rescue of stalled cytosolic ribosome. The record is from RefSeq and is a predicted model, not a curated record. Bases 98 to 1033 code for a protein of 311 amino acids.
GUUCCGAUUUCUUUUCUUCGCUGAACGUGGACCAACACGGCAGCAGUUUUCUGCAGUCAAGAUUUAAGUGACCAUUUUAAGGUUAAAAUAGUGUAAAAUGACUGAAACUUUGCAGCUUCGAGGCCAACUGGUUGGGCACUCCGGAUGGGUUACCCAAAUCGCAACCAAUCCGAAGUAUCCGGAUAUGAUCCUGUCUUCGUCUCGUGACAAGACCCUCAUUGUAUGGAAGUUGACCCGUGACGAUUCCCAGUAUGGAAUCCCCCAGAAGCGUCUCUAUGGACACUCGCACUUUAUCAGCGAUGUAGUGCUUUCCUCGGACGGUAACUACGCGCUUUCCGGCUCGUGGGACAAGACACUGCGACUGUGGGAUUUGGCUGCUGGAAAAUCUACUCGUCGUUUCGAAGAUCAUACCAAGGAUGUUCUGUCGGUAGCCUUCUCUGUGGAUAACCGUCAGAUCGUGUCCGGAUCUCGCGACAAGACCAUCAAGCUGUGGAACACCUUGGCCGAGUGCAAGUACACCAUCCAAGAGGAUGGUCACACCGAUUGGGUAUCUUGUGUUCGUUUCUCGCCAAACCACACCAAUCCCAUCAUUGUAUCUGCUGGUUGGGAUCGUACCGUCAAGGUCUGGAACUUGGCUAACUGCAAGCUGAAGACCGAUCAUCUUGGCCACAACGGUUACCUGAAUUCGGUAUCUGUUUCCCCAGAUGGCUCGCUGUGCACAUCCGGUGGCAAGGACUGCAAAGCUUUGUUGUGGGAUUUGAACGACGGCAAGCAUCUGCACACACUGGAGCACAAUGAGGUCAUCAACGCUCUGUGCUUCUCGCCAAACCGCUACUGGCUGUGCGUUGCCUAUGGUCCAUCCAUCAAGAUCUGGGAUCUGGCUUGCAAGACCAUGGUUGAAGAGUUGAAGCCAUCCAAGGCUGAUCCACCACAGUGCUUGUCGCUGGCCUGGUCUACCGAUGGACAGACGCUGUAUGCCGGUUACUCCGAUAACAUCAUUCGAGUAUGGCAAGUGUCCGUAUCGGCUCGCUAAUCCUGCGGAAAUAUUUUUAAUAUUUCUAUUAUACUAAUUCCAUAAUAUUGAUUUGGUAGGUUAAUAAAUCUAGCAAACAAAUCUA